AUGACAUACACUUUAACCAUUCUAGGAUGCGGUGUGAUGGGCCAAGCCGUUCUUUCUGCCAUUUACAAGGCACCAAAGGCAACCUCUGUCAUCAAGGCUUUAUAUCCAUCUAAGAUUAUUACCUGUAACCAUGAUGAACCAAGUGCUCAACAAGUUACCGACCUUAUCUCAACUUUUGAGACUUCCCCUAAUGGAAUCGAAGUCGUCUCUACCUAUGGCAAGAAUGUCGAAGCAGUGAAGCAAUCUGAUGUUAUCAUUUUGGGUACCAAGCCAUUUCUGGCAGAGCAAGUAUUGAACGGUGUUAAAGACGUUACUAGUGGCAAGUUGAUCAUCUCAUUGGCUGCUGGCUGGACAAUUGGUCAAUUACAGGCGUACACACCAUCUGUCUCCAGAGUCAUGACUAAUACACCAGCUAAGUACGGUUAUGGUUGUGCUGUAGUUUCUCAUUCUCCUCAGGUUACAGAAGACCAGAAGUCAUUGGUCAGCGAACUAAUUAGCCAUGUUGGGAAGUACGUUGAACUACCAGAGAAGAAUAUGGAUGCUGCCACAGCACUUGUAGGCUCAGGUCCAGCGUUUGUCCUAUUGGUGUUGGAGUCUCUAAUGGAGAGUGGUAUUAAGAUGGGUAUCCCAUUGAAGGAGAGCACCGAGUGUGCGUUGAAAGUGCUAGAAGGUACUGCAAAGAUGGUUGAAGAAUCUGGUGUUCACCCAAGUGUUCUAAAGCACCAAGUCUGCACACCUGGAGGCACCACAAUUGCAGGAUUGUGUGUCAUGGAAGACAAAGGUGUCAAGAGUGGUAUCAUCAGAGGUGUCGAAGAAGCUGCGAGAGUUGCUGCCGAACUGGGUAAGAAAUGA
This is a messenger RNA of Nakaseomyces glabratus, 852 nucleotides long. It is a transcript of the gene PRO3, whose product is annotated as pyrroline-5-carboxylate reductase. Gene Ontology annotation, molecular function: pyrroline-5-carboxylate reductase activity. Gene Ontology annotation, biological process: L-proline biosynthetic process. NCBI's taxonomy places the organism in Eukaryota, Fungi, Ascomycota, Saccharomycetes, Saccharomycetales, Saccharomycetaceae. The record is from RefSeq and is a predicted model, not a curated record.